Molecule: messenger RNA, 2971 nt
Organism: Babjeviella inositovora NRRL Y-12698
Lineage: Eukaryota; Fungi; Ascomycota; Pichiomycetes; Serinales
Product: putative ferric-chelate reductase
Exons: 1
Coding region: 38-2806 (922 amino acids)
Cellular component (GO): plasma membrane
Source: RefSeq, a predicted model, not a curated record
AUCCCUCUAUUCUAAAGACACACCUCACGUACACGCCAUGAGUUCUCUGGUUGCUCCCGGCAUGUUUCCGCUAGAGGGUUCAGGCGCCGCCCUCAAAGACAUUAUCUAUGCCCUAUAUGGGCACCUAGAAGCAAUGCUAUUCACAAAUUGGCACUUCCCCACGUCUAAAACGCGCGAGUACUCGCUCCAACGUCGCGACAUAACUGCUUGGUACGGAAUCUACACCACGAUCUUGACAUUUGCGUUUGUGGCGUUGCUACCGCUUUUCAGAUCCCUCACGGACCGAUUUCUCUUCAAGGUCUUUGAUAAGAAGAGUAAGGGGGUCAUAGGGUGGUUUAACCGAUUUAACCACCCCAAACGCAUGUUGAGGCACUUCCUCUACCACUACAACACCAUCAAGAUUUUGGCGUUCUGGCUGAUCGCCUUGACGGCGUUGAGCUUGCUAGAAACCCACUACGAUCUCUCGUACUUGGGCAAGCGGCUUGGGCGGGUUUCGACUGUCUGUCUCACUACUGUUUUGUUUCUCACGCUUCGCCCUUCGCCACUUCCGGACGUGCUCUACUUGUCUCUCAUUCCCUUGCACAAGUGGUUGUCACGGAUCGUGGUUCUUCAGGGCUUACUACACACCAUCAUAUAUUUAUUCUAUUUCCAACACAAAAAUACCUGGGCCAAGCUCUACAAAGCAGAGAACUUGUACGGGGUAGUGGCGCUCAUGGGAUUCGUCGUCAUCCUAGUCACAUCCUUAUCGCCCAUGAGACGCUGGUCCUACCGAAUAUUCUAUAUCAAUCACUACCUCUGGACCUGGGUCAUUGUCAUUUGCUUGCAUUUCCACGCCCGCCCCGGAAUAGGGCCCUAUACCAUCCUCAAUGGCUCUAUCCUCUUGUUCCAGAUCUACUACCGCAUAGCCCACACCGUCAAGACAAACAUAGAGGUAAUAGAUAUCUCCCCCAACUUGGUGUUGGUGACCAUGCCAAAUACUGCACUAUCGCAGAUCGCCUCGAGUCCAGGCUCGCAUGUCAGACUCGCCGAAUACAAGCCCAACUGGUUCCGCAGAUUAGUGCUUCAAACCGUGCCAUUAUACCACCCGUACACCGUUGCGUCUUUACCAAACGAUCCGAAACAGAAGUUAAUCAUCCGGAAGACAAAUUUUUGCUUAUCAGAGAGCAAAACGUACUUGGUGAACGGCUCGUUCUCUCCCAUGUUGGUCUUUAUCAAGCCAAAACUCGUAGUUCCAACGUUACCGUUAUACCACUCGCGGGCGUCUAACGAAGACAGCUGUCUUUCGGGGUUGAUGAAACUCCCGUUCAUCCACCUGAUCGCGUCUACGUCCCAGUCGACUCCGUUCAACAUGAACAUGAAGAUAUCCGCGAAGCGAGUUCUUAUCGUCAUCGGUGGGUCAGCCAUCUCUUUUGCGCUUCCAUUGGUUAGGGUCUUAACCUACAACGGGAUCGACUGCCGGUUGGUUUGGGUGGUUAGGGACCUCAAUGACGCGAAAAUCUUGAAGUUCUUUCCGGUAUUGGGAGACUGUAUCGAAGUGUACGUUACGGGAGACUACAAGUCACACAUUUCGGCCAUGGCUUCGGUGCGACUCCAGGGCGGCGACGAGUUUACCGAGUCUCACCUCCUUCUUGAGAGUGGGGUGGGCACCUAUGGAGCGUUAGAUAUCAACAAGACCCCAAUGUUCCGUGAAGUCGAGGGCGUAGACCUGGGCGUCGAAAGCGACGGCGAAGCUUUCAGGGCCUCAUACGACAUGGAAAACAGGGACGAGUGUGAUGUAUCUACGCAGUUGAGUGAGCUUAGUUGUAUUACUGUCGAUAGAGAAGCCGAGGACGAAGACGUGGAGGUGGACUUUGACGAGGAUGAGACCUGUGGAUUCGAUGCCAUGCGAGAUGUGGAGGGGAUCGAAGAUGGUGACAACUACGGGGAAAUCGAUUUCACCGCGUUGUACAGUAACGGUACCACCGCCGACAAGACCUCCUUCAAUGCCAGAUCCAAGUCGAUGGGGAACAUCGGUGCAUUUGGAAAGACCGUACCGGUUGUUGCCCAGAAGAAGAGCGAAGAUGUGGCGAAAUUUCAACCGAAGAAAGCAACCUCGGAGUCCACCGUAAAUAUCGAAUCAUGGGUGGCAGCUGAAAGCACGGUAAAGCACCAGCUGAAUAAGGAACACACCGUGAAGCUUGAGCCGAGGAAGGCUGCUCAAAACACUAUGAAGCACCAGCCUUCGAAAGAGGUCCCGGCCUCGAACCCCAGCUUGAAACCCACCCCCCACAAGCCUGAAACGGAGAUUAAUGCACUGGAUAAUAACGUACCAGCCAUCAACAAGACGUCUACCGUAUCCUUUGCGGGUAUCAGAGACAUUUCCGCGAAGUACACCGAACCAGAUAGUCGGACCACGCUGGCUCUUUUGCGCAAGCCGUCUUCUGCAACCGUCUUGCUUUCUCAGCCAAUCGAGUUCACUUCGUUGCCUUCCUCUAUUAAGACAUACAUCCCGUACGGUACAAAAAUCUUGAGGGGCAGACCCAAGUUGGGUGGAUACCAGUACGACUGGUGUGUCAACAACUCGUGCUCCGGUCCUGUUUACAACGAUGACGGUGAUGCUGUUUGCUGCAAAGACGCCAAGAAGCACGCGCUGGAGAAUCACAUAGAUACAGGACCCAGCAGUUUCCCUGGGGUUGAUGAGGACGAAGAGGAGAAAAAGGAGAACGUUUGGGUGGUCGGUGCCGGCCCCGCAUCCCUCGUGAAGAAUGUUCAUUUGUGGGCUCAGAAUAACGGGUUCCACUUUCACGAGGAGAGCUUUAGUAUUUAGGUUCUAUAAUAUUUAUGAAACCUUACUGAUAUAUGAAUGGUGGGGCACAGUACUAAGUAUUAGAGAAGCGUAGAAGCAGCCCAAAUUGUGUGCGACAUCGGAGAUGAAGGUUUACGACAUUGAGAAUGUGAUUUUGAUGCGGCUGAGGAAGGGGGUACUCGUGAG